Molecule: messenger RNA, 3217 nt
Organism: Hippocampus comes (tiger tail seahorse)
Lineage: Eukaryota; Metazoa; Chordata; Actinopteri; Syngnathiformes; Syngnathidae
Product: SH3 and cysteine-rich domain-containing protein 2-like
Exons: 12
Coding region: 467-1726 (419 amino acids)
Biological process (GO): positive regulation of protein localization to plasma membrane; skeletal muscle contraction; positive regulation of voltage-gated calcium channel activity
Molecular function (GO): protein binding
Source: RefSeq, a predicted model, not a curated record
GGGCGGCAUUGUAUCUGAGGCUAACAGAGGACCUUCCGGUUCACAUUUUCCGUAUGGGCGUUCCGCGGGAAUUUUUGACCAAUCGUAAACGAGGUAGGCCCUGCGUCACGAGGAAAUCAAACGUCACAGAGCGCGCUUGGAGUAGUUUUCAGUCGAAGAGUGGAGCGGCAAAGUGGUCCAUCUGUGUGUGAGAAAGAAGCCACCCGGCGUCCACGCUAAGUUCCCGGCUCUCGAAUUGGACUUCAAACGCGUAAGCAGGCACAUUAUAUUCACACUUUGUCAUUCAAGUCAACAACUGUGACACUUUUGACGGGAUAUGUCGUUCGAAUGAGGAGCUUGGGCCGAGGGAAAGGCGCCAAACUUGGACGACUCCUAGCCAUGUCCAGGUCAUCUCUCGCCUCAUUUUUUCGCCAAUCUUCUCUCCCGAUCGACUAAGAACGACUGAGGGUUUUAAAUUCCAGUCAUCAUGACGGAAAUAAGCGAGAAGGAGAAUGAGCCACAGCGGCGGGACCUCCAGAGAGCACCGGCUACUGUGCCCAGCCAAGCACAGUCCAAGCUGCAGCGUCUGAAGCGCUCGCUGUCCUUCAAGUCUGUGAUGCGCAGCAAAAGCGUGGACAACUUCUUCCAGCGCAGCAAUGGCGACUCGCGACCACCCUGCACGCUCAUCAUCGCUCCCUCGCCUUCGCCGCCGCCCGCCUUGUCCGAGUCACCCCUGGCCUACGAGCGGUCGCCGGCUCUCUCGCCGGCCGUCAGCCCGAACCCGUCACUGUCCGAGUCGUCGCGCUCGCCCUCCGUCAGUCCCUCGCUGUCUCUGAGCGCCAAAGUUCAGCUCAAGUCUCCGGCCCCGUCCGCAGCGCCUCUCAAGACUCACAGUUUCCACGAGCACGUCUUCCGCAGGCCGACCAGCUGCGAGCGGUGCAAACAUGUGAUCCAAGGCAACUCCAAGCAAGGCCUGCGUUGCAAAGCCUGCAAACUAGCGGCUCACCUGUGGUGCUCGUCGGAGCUGUCUCAGCAGCCCUGCAAUGGCAAGACGGGAGCUUUUAAGCGAAACUUCAGCUCGCCUCUACUAACCACUGAGUCGCUGGGCGUCGUCAGGGAGACUCCUGAUGUGCAGGAGGUGGACCGCGCCACGGUGGACCCCGUGUACGAAGCGCUGCGCUAUGGGACGUCGCUGGCUCAGAUGAGUCGCUGCAGCUUCGGCAGCAUCUCCGAGUCGCCCUGCCACGAGGCUGAGAAGUUCCCAGACAAGCUGGAGAAUCAGCCAAUCGCCGAAGAGGAAGCCAUUCCAGGAAUGCUCACCCCUCCCGAAAGCGAGAAGGCAGAUUCUGAAGAGCGAGUCAGCCUAAAGACUCCCAAGCGUGUGGAAGUCCACUCCAUGCACACCUACGUAGCUCUCUACAAGUUCCUGCCUCAGGAGAACAACGAUUUGGAACUACAGCCCGGCGAUCGUGUCAAAGUCACAGAUGACUCCAAUGAGGACUGGUGGAAGGGGAAAAGCCGCGGCAAGGUGGGAUAUUUCCCUGCCAACUUUGUGCAGCGAGUGCGUCCUGGCGAGCGAGUGUGGAAGGUCAUGGCUGGUUUCCACGGCAACCGAGACAAAGGCCAGAUGACAGUGAAAGAGGCCCAGAUCUGCGUGGGCAAGAACGAGGAGACGGACGGCUUCCUGCGGCUGAGCAGUGGCAAGAAGCGAGGCUUAGUGCCGGUGGACAUUUUGUUUGAAAUAUGACGUCGGCUGACAAUAAUAAUACUAGUACUAGUACUUGACUUGUUAUAAUUAGCAGAAAUUGACGGAGGAAUCCUCGGGAAUGCUUCCCUCCCAACCCCUCUCAAAACGCCCUCGCCGACGGCCAUAAAAUGAACAGCUGGCGUAGGGAAUAACAGCUUGUCUUGUUUUGUUUUCUUCAGGGCUACUUUUGAUGUAGCGCAAAAUGUGGGAAAUGUAGCAUCACGGGGGGCAAAAGGGAUGUCAGGCUACCUCACCGCUAACUGGGAAAGCUCGAUAGGGCUGCAGGGAGCCUACGGGGAGACUUUGUGUCACACAUUCAGUCCUGUAUUCAAUAUGUGUGCCUGAUAAUAAUAAUUUAAAAAAUGUAUAUUAGUUAGAAAAAGAUUGUGACACUUUCCCGUCAAAUCUCAGAUGCAGUGGAACCUCCAAAGUGGAAAGCGGAGCUUCUCUCCUCGUUUUGAAGGUAGUCAUUACCCCUAAGCUACAUGCUAUUUAUGACUUUGAGAUAGCUAUAUAUAAACAGUAAACUGCAGUAAUAUUUAUCAUUUUUUGCAGAGGACAAACAAUACAUGCCCAUGAGUAUUUUUAUAUUGUAUGUCCACACUGUUUGUGAUUAAAUAUCCUUAGCUUGAAUGGUUAACACACACAACAUGCUAUUCAUUAUGCGAUGGCAUUUUGCAGUAUUUCAUAGCAUAACAAAUGAACACACACAUCUUAAUUAAUCAGUUGUAGGGAAAAAAAAUAGCGCGGCUUUAUGUCUUAUGAGAUUUUGCACGCGAUGUCGUUUUGAUUCCAAUUUUUGCUCCAAAUUUAUUUGCAACCCUCGGGGCAUUCCACUUUUUGGAAGUUCCACUUUGCACCGCUCUCUAGUCAUUUCCGCGAUUGACACUAUCCCCGCGCAGAUGCACCUCUGGUAGUCUUGUCACGAUAAUUUCACCACUUCCAAUUUGCCUUAUCUGCUGUACUCAUACUGUAUGUAUGGUCACAUUAUUAUGUGACCGUUUCUUGUCAAGAUGGCAUCUCUCGGGAGCGCGACGUUAAAAAAAACAAAAAAAAAACAAUAAUGAAUGGCAUCAAAGCAAUAAAACAUGGCCAGCCUUCUUGUGACACGCUACUCUGAAUAGUAAAGCCAUGCAGAAAGCGACUAAUAAGGGCAUUGAUAUCACAACAAUAGCAGAGCAUCACUUACAGUUUUCAUUGGCAUGCCUACUGCAUCUUUGGCCAGUUUCUCCGUUGACACGUCUGACAAGUACUCAUUCAGAUUCCUCUUUGCAGCUUGCAAAGCAAAAUGUGGAAAAAGUAAAGCCCAGUGAACACUUUGCACUCUUUAUCUAUUUACUCGGCUAAGCCAGAACACUAUGCACAGCCCAUGUCGUCGCUCGCUUUGUUUCGUCUCCGCACACGUACAGUAACACACACUUGGGCUCAGGACCAUUUAUUGACAGGCCAUAUCACUUUUCGGCGUUGCCCAAUAAAGUGCGAUGAACCCUC